This is a messenger RNA of Sycon ciliatum, 2640 nucleotides long. RefSeq lists its product as uncharacterized. The record is from RefSeq and is a predicted model, not a curated record. Gene Ontology annotation, cellular component: cytoplasm. The coding region runs from base 442 to 1557 and encodes 371 amino acids. NCBI's taxonomy places the organism in Eukaryota, Metazoa, Porifera, Calcarea, Leucosolenida, Sycettidae. Gene Ontology annotation, molecular function: glycosyltransferase activity. The transcript is spliced from 4 exons.
ACUCGCCCAUCCUCCCCUCGGAGGGCCGGGAGGGGACCACCUGAGCCUGAAGCGUCGAGGAGGUAGGGGCGCUCUGGCGGGAUUUUACGGUACUAGUACUAGUAGUAGUAAUGGUAAUAGUAUGACUAUGAGUAUGGAUGAUCAUGAUGAUAGUGUCAUGCUAAAAUAUUGCGAGUAGAUCUACCAGAUCUACGAGUCGAGUGCAAGUGCUUUUAGAAAAAUGAGGUAUUGUCCAUUGAGGAAGAUUAGUUUACUACUAGUAUAGUACUACUAUAAGUACUAGUAUUUUACGGUUGCGCAUGACCAUGAUGACACAAUCGACGAAGUAAGUUUGUUAGCAAGACUUACAGCACAAUUAUUUGUAGGUUAGCUUGCCGCAUCGGGAAAGAAGAUAGAGUCGCUAGUUUUUGUGCACUUCUGUAGCGACAGGUAGUCGCCACGAUGCAAUUCGGCAGCCCGUUCUCAGUUCGAGCGGCGGCAGCACGUUGCAGUAUCAGUUGCCUGUGCCCAUUGAUAGGAAUUUCCGUGUUGCUGACGGUCGCCAUCGGUGUAGCUGAACUGCGCGGAGUGUUCAGUUUGAGCGGACUUUCUAGACGAUUCUACGGAAUGCGGGUUGUGCCAGUGUCGCCAUGUCAACAACCACCGAAAUACCACCUUGCUAUGAUGACCAUCUUCAAGAACAUGAAGCCAUACUUGAAUGAAUGGAUCGAUUUCCAUUUGAUGGUCGGCUUUGAUCACUUCUACUUGUACAACAACAACAGCACGGACUCCCCUGAGGAAGAGCUAGCUAAAUACAUUCAGCGUGGACAGGUCACGAUGCACGACUUCCCCAGCCAGUUUCGCGUUGCCUACGAUGGCGUGCGUGAGAACUACUCGCAGAAGGCAGCUGUGCUGGAUGCUCUGACCCGUUACCGUUGUCAAGCCAAGUGGAUUGCACUGCUGGACAUGGAUGAGUUUGUCUUCUCGCCAUUAGGUACGCAGCUGCCGCAGGUGCUGCGGAGAUACGAUGCCUACGGCGGCGUGUCACUCGCGUGGCUCAGGUUUGGUACAAGCAGCCAUAUGUUGCCUCCGGAGAUGGUCACGAUAGAGGGUUACACGUUCCGUAUGCGUCGCCCGUCCAACAACUUCAAGAACAUUGUGCAGCCGGCACGCGUCGCAGGCAUUCAGGAUAUUCAUGAGAUCAUAUUCCACAGUGGGUAUUACUCCGUUGACGAACGCUAUCGGCCAGUAAUGCGUGAAACUAACCGCAACGUCAACCGGUCGUACAAGGUCCUGCGUCUGCACCACUAUUUCACGCGGUCGUAUCUGGACUGGUUCCUGAGAGUGUAUGACCGGGGUUCCGUGUCUGGUGCCGUCCACAAAUACCAGCUGGGGGACCUGAGGUAUUAUGGACGGGCCAACGAGAUGUAUGAUCCGAGUGCACUGUUCUUGGCCGAAGGUCUCAAGGCCAGGAUGGGGUUCAACGGUACGCUAUGGAGAAGUCAUUACUUCCAUUACAAUUCUAUACUCCAUCAGCUGAAUGCAAUGUCAGCAUUGGAGAAGUCGGCGGGCAGCUGAAUCUAACGGUUACUGCAGCAAAGGCCAAGUGCGCCAGGAGUUAAAUGUGACGUCCUCCUCAAUUAGAGCUAGACUGAGAUACUGUUGAUGCAGCAUAUUUUAAAACCCGGAGCCUAUUAUGGCACUCCCCGGUGAUUCCACAGCAGCGCGAUGCAGCACUGCCCCUGCCAGGUCCAGAUUGUGUCCUCUUGGAACUAGUCUUUUGGCAUUCUGGCGGUCUUCAGAGCCAAGACAUGCUCCGUAACGCUGUGCCUGUUGGCCUGCAACAGUCAGUGCUUUCUGCUGUCAUACUGUUGCAGUUUGUGCCGCCCAUGCUUGCGGGUACUCGCCAUGGCUUUCCUGCUCUGCUCCUCCGAGCAUCGUGCGUAUAUUGGUUCCCAGAGCUGGGAACAGUUUGUUUGUGACAAAUAGCAUGCCGUGAUGUUAUUCAAGUGCGGAGUCACGGAUCACGGACAGUGAGUGUGGCUGUGCUGCUACAGCGGGGCAGCAUUUGGGUAACCUAGAUCAAGGAUGCUCAGAUCAACCUCAAACUGACUCGUUUCGGUGUUAGAACUCUAUGCCGGGAUUUCCUUGUAUGGUCCACACUCUGAUGAAAACUGCCUUCUGAGAUAGGCACCUGGCUUAUGAAUGAUUAUCCAGGGAAAGUGUUUUGAAAUGGUUGGUUUGUUGCACAUGAAUACCCGCUCAUUUAGAGAAUUUACUCGGAAACAACAAUAUUAUCAUUGUUCCUCACUGUUUACAUUGUAUUCCAAUUCUAUAGAAAAGAAAAAAGGACCAAGGAACUACAAGUUUCGCUAUAUAAUGUCCACUAACACCACCAGUUACUAAACAAUCAGCUCAUGCGAUAACAUUGCACGACACUGACCGACAGUACUGACGUUCUACAAGUUCCUUGGUCCUUUUUUCUUUUCUAUACAUUUAUCCUUGGCUCUUCGUCCGAGUCCACUAUUCCAAUUCUACAUUUCCUUAUUGCUUUUAUCGCCAUUCUAUUACUCCUUGUCACCUCAUGCUCAGUUAUCGAUUAUUUUAUCAACAAUUCAAUUUGCCUUUUAUCCGGCGAAAAGAAAAAUCGUAUCAUAAUUA